Molecule: messenger RNA, 1490 nt
Organism: Stegostoma tigrinum
Lineage: Eukaryota; Metazoa; Chordata; Chondrichthyes; Orectolobiformes; Stegostomatidae
Exons: 8
Coding region: 122-928 (268 amino acids)
Molecular function (GO): dioxygenase activity
Source: RefSeq, a predicted model, not a curated record
CUUACUAAUACUAUUUAUCCUAUCAACUUUAAGCAAGCGUGCGAAGUCAGCUUCUCGAACAAUUUAAACAAAAUUCUUGAAGACUUUAGUGCACUGAAGGAGACAGAAACUUUGCAACAAGAUGAACAUCAAAGUGAUUGAUUUUGGUGCAGUUGGCUUAGGAACACCUGAGCCCUCAGCUGCUGAAAUGGAACGAAUAUCCAGAGAGAUCAUAACAGCCUUCGGAGACAUUGGGUUUGUGUACCUGAAAAACACUGGGAUCGAAGAUCAAGCUGUGUUUAAAGUGAUGGACAUCAGCAAGAAUUUCUUUCAGCUUCCAAAGGACAUUAAACAACAAUACGCCCGUAUAGUGGACUCUGAGAUUCCAAGCCAAGGUUGGAUUGAAUCAGAAAGAUUAAAUUCCACAAAAUGUGAAGAACUGAAAGAAGUUUUUAAUCUAACGUCAUUAUCUGAAAGUCAUAAUUGGCCUGUUGACCAUGCUCCUGAGUUUACAAGAAGUAUGGAAUCAUUCUACAAAGCCUGUCAGCAGCUGUCUGUCCGAAUUCUGAAAAUUAUUGCACUGGGCCUGGGCCUGGAGAGUGAUUUCUUUACCAGCAAGCACAAAAGAAUGGGGAGUAAUCCAAAUCUUACAACUCUGAGAACUGCGUACUACCCACCAAUCCAGAAAUCCUCUGUGAAGGAAAACCAAGUGCGAUGUGGAGAGCAUUCUGAUUAUGGAACAUUCACUUUACUCUUUCAAGAUAAGAAUGGAGGGUUGGAGGUCAUGCACAAGUCUGGUCAGUUCAUUGCUGCUCCCUACAUUCCAAAUACUCUUCUACUCAACAUAGCUGAUACCCUGCAAAGGUGGUCAUCUGACACAUUGAUUUCCACGUUAAAAUUCCACAUCACUGCUCACCUGCCAGGAGCAGCACGGUGGCCCAGUGGUUAGCACUGCAGCCUCACAGCACCAGGGACCCGGGUUCGAUUCCAGCCUCGGGUAACAGUCCGUGUGGAGUUUGCACAGUCUCCCAGUGUCUGCGUGGGUUUCCUCCAGGUGCUCCGGUUUCCUCCCACAGUCAAAAGAUGUGCGGGCUAGGUGGAUCGGCUAUGUGAAAUUUCCCGUACUGCUUAGGGGUGUGUGGCUUAUAGGGGGAUGGUCUGGGUGGGAUGCUUCAAGAGGCAGUGUGGACUUGUUGGGCCGAAGGGCCUGUUUCCACACUGUAGGGAAUCUAAUCUAAAUCAUUUCUGCACUCUAAAAAGUCUUCCCGACAACAGCUUCUAAUUCUUCUGCAUGAUUCUAAUGGCUGAGCUUCAAUCAUCCUGUGUAGGCCUUCUUCAAUGAUUAAUCCAAAUUCAUGUGUGUCCUAAGUUUAUCAUUUUCAGUCUUGAGCCUGCUCAUGUGCCCUGAGACUCAAAAGAUUGAAUUUCUCACCAUGGACUCCGCUUAAAAUAGAAAUCUUUACGCUUGCACUUUCACGUGGAAUAUAGUCUGGUAAAUUGUUGGUUUUUUC